AGGCGGUCAUGUAUUUGUCGAACUCAUUUGUCUGACGUACGUUAUACCAGUAACUUUCUUUCUCACUCCCACAGGAAAAACAGACAGUCCCCCAGACGUAGAGAAUGUCGGAGAAGGGCGAUUUACUGUUGCAAUGCGAAGCGGCUUUAUCAAAUGCGCUGCUCCACUUCUCAGAAGACGCGGACUGUCUUGCACCGCUACCACCGCAGGAGCGACUGUUGGCUACUUUGAAGGCAUGCACAGAGGCGCUGUCAAACCUUACACCAGUACCCCGAGUCAGUGACAUUAUCGCAGGCUAUUGCGCUGAUUUACUGGAGUGCUGUGGCACGAACGACGGCGUGCUGCUGUGCGUCGUCACGCAGUUCCUUGCUGACAUGUCUUUACAAGAGGACAACGUCGACCUUUUUCUCCGCUUCGGUUUGCCGAGCGAAUACUUGCUGAUCUUACAACGGUGGCAAUCCUUGACGACGAACACUUUGAACUGUGUGUUUGACUUUGUCAGCACCAUUUGCACAAGCAGCGCCGCCAGUCGGCAGUCGCUUCGACCGUGCAUCCCGUACGUGCUCGCCGCCAUGCACCACAACCUCUACGCGAUUGAGGUUCUCUUUGGCGCUGCUGUCACCCUGAGCACGCUGACCACACUCGACAACGAUAACUGCAAGUUGGUCGCGCAGCGAGGCGGUGUCCAGAUCCUCAUUUCUGCCUUCUACCACGCCUACCGGACCCAAUCCACUGUGGUGCAGGUGGAGCAAAAAAAGUCGUUGCAGAGCAGCUGCGCUCUGAUAGCCCGUGCGCAGACACACCGUCUAGGGGAGAAGGAGCAGCUGUGCCAGGAUGUGCAGAAGUGGUGCCGUGAUGUGCUGCUCAAAGUUUGCCGAUCGCGGUGCGAAGACACCACUGCGGCGCUGCAGCAAGCGGACUUCGGCGCUUAUGGCCACUGUCUAGCCUUGGACGAGUUGAAAUGGACUCUGAUGCUGGAUGUGUCAGGAAUAGAGAAGAGACCAGUGAAGAGUUGA
Messenger RNA from Leptomonas pyrrhocoris, 1016 nucleotides. RefSeq lists its product as hypothetical. Lineage: Eukaryota; Euglenozoa; Kinetoplastea; Trypanosomatida; Trypanosomatidae. The coding region runs from base 105 to 1016 and encodes 303 amino acids. The record is from RefSeq and is a predicted model, not a curated record. The transcript has a single exon.